GUACUCUGUUAAUAUCAAAGAGGGGGAGGGAGACCCAAAUUAAUUAGCCAUGGUGAUUUCAACCAGCUGUUGUCUCAACGUCUCCCCUCCAACCCUACCCUCUUCUUCCACCUCUAAGCCAACCCAACAAGUUUCUUGGUCAAGGAACAACGAAAAAUGGAGAAGGCAAUGUCUAUUUGGCAUGGCUGCAGCUUGCGUGGUAAUUGGACUCCAACUAGGAAAUAAUUCAGAGGACAUCAGCACUACUGCUGUUGCUCAAGAGAUGCAAGGUGUGGAACUUGAAUCAAAGAAGAAAGGUAUUACCAGAUGGAGUGACAAAAGAAUGUGCCCGCCAUGGCGUUUCAACUCACUGGAGACCAUCGUGCCGGAGAACCUCCCAAGGCCAUCGGUUCGCCGGAGGUGGGAAGCAGUUCGUAACUCUGACAAUAUCCCACCGGUAGCUAAGGUGGUAAUCAAGACCAGAAACCGACCAAACUGCUUCUCUAUGUAGUACUAAAAUCCCAUGAAGGUAUGUAUUGUCUAAUAAAACCUCACAAUCUUUUCAAUGUAAUGCAAAAAAAAAAUUUAUGAUUAAUCAUUUUCAUACAGUUCAGAGACGUAAAUUACUAUGGAUUUACUUAUUGAAAUUUGAUGCAUGAUCUAUGCAAAAUAAUUAGAUUUAAGUUAGAUAUUUUAAGGAAAAUCAGAAUCAAACACAAAAGGCAUUUAGAUUUUUAUUUCUCGUGGAUUUGUAGUACAAAUUGUUUUUUCUUUGAAUUAGGUUAGUACAUGCAGUACAAGGAGGUGGUUUUGGUUUGGUCAGGGCCUCAGGCCCAUGUCCGUAAAUAAAAAAAGGGAAACAUUUACGGUUGUGGACAUUCUCUCGUAUUGUUUGGAAAUAAGUGGGCCUUCGAAAC
This is a messenger RNA of Rubroshorea leprosula, 896 nucleotides long. The record is from the annotation of a GenBank genome assembly. Lineage: Eukaryota; Viridiplantae; Streptophyta; Magnoliopsida; Malvales; Dipterocarpaceae.